AUGGCGAUCAAUACGGAAAUAAAUAACAUCGAAAAAGAAGAUACAGAUGUACGUCUCCUUCGAGAAAUGGGUUAUACACAAGAACUCUAUCGUGGUUUUUCACCAUUGAUGUCAUUUGCUUUUUGCUUUACUGCUGUCAAUGUACUUGCAUCAAUCUCUAUAGGUUUAACUUAUUCAUUAACUACAGGAGGAUCAGGUGUGACUUUUUGGUCAUGGAUCAUUGGAUCCGUAUUUACUAUUCUUGUUGGUCUUUCAUUAGCUGAAAUUUGUUCAGUUUAUCCAAGUGCUGGAUCUGUUUAUCAUUGGGCUGGUCAACUUACAUCUGCUAAACACGCACCAUUAGCAUCCUUUAUUUGUGGCUGGUUUAAUUUUAUCGGAAAUACUGCAGGUGAUGCUGCAUUUUCAUCUGGCUUUGCAACUAUGGUUAAUGCUGCAAUUGUACUCAAUGGUGGAGAUUCAUUAAGUACUGGUGUUCAAGUUGCUAUUGGUAUUGGCAUAACAUUUGUAUGGUCUGUUCAAAAUGCACUUCGUAUCGAUCAACAAGGAUGGUUAAAUAAUCUGGCUGCUUUUUUUCAAAUCUCAUCGACGAUAGCUAUUGUCAUUGUUUUAUUUGUUAUGGCUCCACAACGAGCAGCUGCUAGUGAUGUCUUUACAUCGACAUAUAAUGGUACUGGUUUUCCAAUUGGCUAUGUAUAUUGUAUUAGUAUUCUUUCAACAUUAUUUUCAUUUGCUGGUUAUGAAGCUGGUGCUCAUUUAGCUGAAGAAACAAGAGGGGCUGGUCGAGCAGCUCCAAAAGGAAUUGUUGGUACAUGCAUAUGUAGUGCACUCGUUGGUGUUGCUUAUAUACUUGCUCUUCUUUUUGCUAUACCAGAUGUUGAAACAUUCGUCACUAAUAAUAGUGGAGAUAACGCGCCACCAAGUUUAGUUGUAGCUACAUAUCAGAUAGCUGCACCAGGAGCUGCUGCAAUGGCAUUAACUAUUCUUCUUAUUAUCAAUCUUUAUUUUGCUGGUAUGUCUUCUAUCACGGUAACGAGUCGUAUUGGAUUUGCAAUGUCUCGUGAUGGUGUUUUUCCAUUAUCAAAAUAUUUACGAUGGAUUUAUAAAAGAACACAAACUCCAUUAGCUAAUAUAGUACUUAUAUUUUUUGUCGAUAGUUUAUUACUCUUACUUCAACUAGCAUCAACAACCGCGUUUACUGAUAUACUUUCUAUUGCAACAUUUGGUUUUCAAGUGUCUUAUUUAAUGCCGAUAUUUCUUCGUUGUACUGUGGCUCGUAAAACAUUUGUCUUAGGAGAAUUUAACUUAGGACGAUUUGGUGUGCCUAUUGCAGUUAUUGCAUCAAUAUGGUUAACAAUAACAUCAAUAAUUAUGUUUUUUCCAGCGCAAUAUCCAGUGACAAAAGAUAACAUGAAUUACACAGUUGUAAUUGCUGGUGGAGUAUUGAUACUUGCUGCAACAUAUUGGUUCAUUUCCGCUCGUCAUUGGUUUGUUGGUCCCAAACGAGUUGAUGCAGAUUCAACGCCAUUACCACCUGCAUAUGUAGCAUCAGAAGAUAACACGACAAAAGACAUGUCGUCUGAGGUUGCUACAUCUCGAGUUUAA
Molecule: messenger RNA, 1602 nt
Organism: Adineta steineri
Lineage: Eukaryota; Metazoa; Rotifera; Eurotatoria; Adinetida; Adinetidae
Source: the annotation of a GenBank genome assembly